AAAAUUUAUUAAGCCCGACAUUUAAACCCAUCUUCCAAAAUUUACAGCUUGGAGAAAUAAUAAAGCCAACAUCCAAAAAAAUUCUGAACCCAGCAUCUCAAACUGUCUUAUGGACAAUUUCCCAAUUGACUUGUUAGCAAACAGCAAGAGACCUGUGCACACCGCUGUAUAUUUAGGCAUCCCUUUUUUUGAUUCCACGAGGCCAUGGCACGGUUAUAUUUAGCGGCGAUGGCAUGUCCUCGCGCCGCUAGCUCCUUCGUUCACCGUCCGGAAAGAGGGAACAUCGCCACCGCCACCGCACAAAGGGGGGCAUGCGGUGCUGACCGUUGGCGCACCGCUUUUGGCCCCCGCCGCCGCACGACACCGGCCGGGAGGCCGCGGCCAACACCGACGACCUCGCGUACGGGUCUCGCCUCCGUCCUCGCCGGUGGCAAUGGCAGGGGAGGAGCGGAUCCUGGUGUCAGUGCGGCUGCGGCCGGUGAACGCGCGGGAGGCGGAACGCGGCGACGGCUCCGACUGGGAGUGCGCCGGUCCGACCACGCUCAUGUUCCGCGGCAACAUCCCCGAGCGCGCCAUGUUCCCCGCCACCUACACCUACGACAGGGUGUUCAACCCGGAGUGCAACACCCGGCAGGUGUACGAGGAAGGGGCCAAGCAGGUGGCCCUAUCGGUGCUCAGCGGCAUCAAUUCAAGCAUAUUUGCGUACGGUCAGACGAGCAGCGGGAAGACAUACACCAUGGUCGGCAUCACGGAGCACAGCAUGUCAGACAUCUAUGACUACAUUGACAAGCAUAAAGAGAGGGAGUUCGUCUUGAAAUUUUCUGCUAUGGAGAUAUACAAUGAAGGAGUGAGGGAUCUCUUGAGCCCCGACGCAACACAACUAAGGCUUCUUGAUGAUCCGGAGAAAGGAACUGUGGUAGAGAAACUCACAGAGGAAACUCUCAGGGACAAAGGCCAUCUCUUGGAGCUCCUCGCAGUGUGUGAAGCUCAAAGACAGAUAGGGGAAACUGCGUUGAACGAAACGAGCUCCAGAUCUCAUCAGAUACUCAGACUGACAAUCGAGAGUUCGGCAAAGCAAUUCAUGGGACGAGGCAACUCAAGCACCCUUAUAGCCUGUGUGAAUUUUGUUGAUUUAGCCGGAAGUGAGCGUGCAUCUCAGACGCAAUCAGCUGGAAUGAGGCUGAAGGAAGGUAGCCAUAUUAAUAGAAGUCUGCUUACACUUGGAAAGGUCAUUCGGCAACUCAGCAAGGGGGGAAAUGGCCAUAUACCUUACAGAGAUUCAAAGCUCACUCGAAUCCUGCAGUCAUCUUUGGGCGGCAAUGCUAGAACUGCUAUCAUCUGCACGAUGAGCCCAGCACAAUGCCACAUCGAGCAAUCUAGGAACACACUUUUGUUUGCAAACUGUGCCAAAAAUGUAGUUACCAAUGCACAAGUUAAUGCGGUGAUGUCAGACAAGGUAUUGGUGAAGCAUCUUCAGAGAGAACUUGCAAGGUUAGAAAAUGAGCUGAAAUCACCUGGAUCGGCCUCUUGCAGCACUCAUGCUGAGGUUUUGAGAGAGAAGGAUGAACUGAUCAAACAGCUGGAAGAACAGUUGAAGGAAUUGAUGGAGCAAAGAGACACCGUUCAAUCUCAACUUGACAAUUUUCGCAGGGUUGCAAGUGAUGGAAAUAUUGAUGACCGCACAACAAGGCGAUGGGAUGAGCAUAAUCGGUCUUCAGACUCCCUCCCACGUAAUGUGUCUGAAGACUUGCUUUCUUCUUCUGAUACUUAUGAUGCCGCCUAUGAAGAUCAAGACGAUGUUGGCUCAAAAGCACUUGAUGCAUCACAUGAUUGUAACGGUCAUCAUCAUGACCCAAAGAUCCCCAAAGGACCAACGGAGCCACAUCAACAAACAAUGUAUGAACAGUCUCUGUCUAGUAUGCAUCAACCAAGAAACCAUAUUUCUGAUAGUAGCAUAGAAAUAUAUCAAGCAAGCAGCAUGCCUUCAUCUGAGCUGUCUGAGGAGCAUUGCAAGGAAGUCUCAUACAUUGAGACAAAUGAGCUCAGGAGGAGUCAAGCAUUCUUUCCUUCUGAUCAUGAUGGUACAGAUAUUGAUGAAGAGAAGCAUGGUGAAAGCAUGAUAAACACAGCAGACAGUGCCAUCAAACUAUAUACAUGCGAUUCUGACCCAUCUUCUGAUACUGAAAAACCUAACAAUGACGAAUCUUUGGCCCUGAAGAGGUGUGUUAUAAUCUCCAGGGACAGUGUACUUACCAGAAGUAAAAGCUGCAGAGCUAGUUUCAUGGUCAUUCCAAAUAGUUGGUUUGAUGAUUCAAUGGAUAUGAAAAUGACAGAACCCGGUGACAUUUUCAAAUAUGCUCCUAUAAGGCCAGAGAAGGUUAGGAGGAGCUUGUAUCCUGAAAACGGUGAUUGCCAAAAUGAUCUUUCAUUAGACUGUUCUGUGGCCUCUGGAGGAGUUGCACCUGACACAGUUGUAGACAAGAACACUUGCAAUGACGAAGAGGAAAGCGCCAUCAAUGACAUCAGAUGCAUCAGGGAAGUGAAGGAGAAGGUAGAAGAGUGCCGUACAUCCCAACUUGAGGGGAAUCAGUAUAUCAUUACUGAAGAUUUUUCGGACAUAAAAAGUGCCAAAGAUGUUGGUACAGAUAUAUCCAUGGCCACUGUUGACUCUCCUUCACGGUGGGCUAUUAAUUUCGAGAAAAAACAGAAGGAAAUCAUUGAGUUAUGGCAUGAAUGCAAUGUCUCUAUAGUACACAGAACAUAUUUCUUCCUCCUCUUCAAGGGCGAUAAAGCAGACAACAUCUACUUGGAAGUGGAGCACAGAAGGUUGUCCUUCAUUAAAGGUUCUUUCAGUACUGGGUUUGAGACAUCAAGCUUGAGAAAUCUUCGGCAUGAAAGAGACAUGCUCUACAGGCAAAUGCUGAAGAAACUCCAUCAUCUAGAAAGAGAGAGCCUUUACACCAAGUGGGGGAUUGAUCUGAAUUCCAAACAACGAAGGCUGCAGCUAUCGCGCCGCAUAUGGACACAGACUGACAUGGAUCAUGUGAGGGAAAGUGCAGCUCUUGUCGCAAAGCUGGUAGAACAUCUAGAGAAGGGGCAGGCCAUCAAGGAGAUGUUUGGGUUAAGAUUCACACUGAACCCACGAGCUGACCGGAGAUCUUUCAGCUGGCAAUGAUAUGAAAUGGUGAAAUAAUGACUUAUGUCUGCAUAGUGGAGAGUAUCUCUUAUCAGGAGAUGAUAUCAUCCCAGCAUUGAUUUUUACUGAUGCCCAUGUAUGUAUUUCUUUUUUACAGAGUGAAUUCUCAAGAUGAAACGAAGUGAGAUACCAAGUCCUUUACGCCUACUGCGUAAAGUAUUGCUGUGCUGAAAUUAUCUUGGCAUCAAUGUAUAUAUCUAAUUUACCUGAUUUUUGCUAACUAAUGCUACGCAUGCAAUGUUUUUUUCCCCUAUCCCUGGCUCGUUGUCUCUUUCCCUCCUUGUAAGAGGUGCAUCAUGCUAAC
Molecule: messenger RNA, 3500 nt
Organism: Setaria italica (foxtail millet)
Lineage: Eukaryota; Viridiplantae; Streptophyta; Magnoliopsida; Poales; Poaceae
Product: kinesin-like protein KIN-7J
Exons: 13
Coding region: 434-3175 (913 amino acids)
Biological process (GO): microtubule-based movement
Molecular function (GO): ATP binding; microtubule motor activity; microtubule binding
Source: RefSeq, a predicted model, not a curated record